AUGGCUCGGUGGUUGGGAGCGGCGGCUGUGGCGGCGCUGGUGAUUGUGAUGGCAUGCGAGAGGAUCAGCGAGCAUGGCAUGAAACCUGGUGAGCUAGAGCAAUCAAGACAAGACCUGGAUGCCGAAGCACGAGCUAUCGACGACAGAUGGUCAACGCCAGACCCUUGGGCAAUCGAUUCCGACGAGCACACUUUGGCUUUCGGAAGAGAGCCGGCCGGACUGUCUGAGUUCUUCGAAGAGAACCCUCAGCGCUUUGCGCAUGGUGAGGCCGGAGACUUCGAGUGGCCAUACGUGUGGGAGGGGAAGGAUGCCAGGGGCAUGCGAUCGGGGUAUGAUUGGCAAGGUGCGAGCACAGCAGUGAAGGUGCACGAUGAAGUGGUCCCCCGUUGGUCCUUGCCCAUGGCUCGAAGGCCCAGAGCUGCUCUUUCACAGCUGAGGCUUCAGUCUCUUUCUCCGUCCUCGUACACUGACUUCACGAUGUCGGGGGAUGGCGUCAGGUGCGUUUGCGACUCGGCAGCUGCAGGAGACGAGGAGAUGGAGGGUCUCGACCCCAACGUAAGGCCUGCGUGCACCUGCACUGGGGGGAGAAGAACUUCCUUCAGCGGCACUGAGGAAGGAGGACCGCUGGAUACAGGCGCUGAGGGUGCAUGGCCGCAGGGCCUACCCGACAACGGAGGAGUGGCGUACAUUGACGGAGGGUCGACAAGAGCCUACAAGUCCAUCUCUGCUCAAUCUCUUGCUGCUCUGCCGUCUCAGAUGGAGCACAAGUGGAUAACGCUGGUGAAGCUCGCUGAAGACGCGUUGAGCGAGGGCGGAAACAGCAGCGCCGUGCCUUCCGAAGCCUCCGAACCAGCAGAGGCGAAAGAGGAUGACGGGCAGUCCGCCGUUGAGGGUUCUGAAGGAAAUGAGAAUGCCGAUGCACAAGAUUCUGUGGAAGAUGAGACCAAGGAGGAGGGAGGAGAAGAGGUAAGAGAAGGUGAGGGUAAAGAGCUCGAGGAGCCUUCGGCUGCCAAUGCAACAGCUGGCGACGAAGCGCAACAUUCAUCCAGUGCUGCCGAAGUAGAGGCGAAGCCUACCUGGUGGAAGCUGCAUCACAACCCAAGUGCUUCACCUCUUGAUCGGUUGGCGACCUUGAAGACCCUCUCGUGCUUAUCCUGCUGCAGAAACCUCGUCGAGCGCUUCCGCAGAGUCUUCAGGAUCUUUCUGAGCGAGUCCGCGUACUGCGAUGAGCUGGGCGAGCGGGACGUCACAUGUGCUACGGGUUGA
Guillardia theta CCMP2712 is the source of this 1266-nucleotide messenger RNA. RefSeq lists its product as hypothetical. The record is from RefSeq and is a predicted model, not a curated record. Lineage: Eukaryota; Cryptophyceae; Pyrenomonadales; Geminigeraceae. The transcript has 5 exons. Bases 1 to 1266 code for a protein of 421 amino acids.